Capsicum annuum is the source of this 1446-nucleotide messenger RNA. Its product is annotated as 5'-nucleotidase SurE. Gene Ontology annotation, cellular component: cytosol. NCBI's taxonomy places the organism in Eukaryota, Viridiplantae, Streptophyta, Magnoliopsida, Solanales, Solanaceae. Bases 157 to 1089 code for a protein of 310 amino acids. Gene Ontology annotation, molecular function: nucleotidase activity. The transcript is spliced from 10 exons. The record is from RefSeq and is a predicted model, not a curated record.
GUGUCAAGUGUAAUCAAUUUUGAAAUAGAGUGAUUAAUUACAAAAGUAAUUUCAAACCGGACCAAAAUAGGGGCUAUUUAAGUAAAUUAGCUUUGCAAGUAGUUAUAAAAGAGAAAAAAUUGCUUCCCAACCGAACCGAAAUCUCCGGGAAGAGAAAUGGAGAAUAAUAACUUGGUGGCCGGCGAUCGGCCGACGUUGAUGGUAACGAACGACGAUGGAAUCGAUGCGCCCGGAUUGAGAGCUUUAGUUAAUGUGCUUGUUUCCACCAAGCGCUUUAACGUCCUCGUUUGUGCACCUGACUCUGAAAAGUCAGCUGUUAGUCAUAGCAUUACUUGGCGUAAUGCCCUUUCUGUUAAGCCAGUCGACAUCAGCGGAGCAACAGCAUUUGCAGUUUCAGGAACUCCAGCAGACUGUACUUCCCUGGGAAUCUCUAAAGCUCUGUUUCCUUCAGUACCUGAUCUGGUUAUCAGUGGUGUUAAUAUGGGUGACAACUGCGGCUAUCACAUAGUAUACUCGGGUACAGUGGCUGGCGCUAGGGAGGCUUUCUUCAAUGGUUUUCCUGCUGUGUCUAUAUCAUAUAAUUGGGUUCGUGGAAAAAGUCAUGUUAAUGACUUCACACUGGCUGCUAGAGCUUGCUUACCCAUCAUCAGCGGUAUAUUGGCUGAAAUCAAGAUGAAACACUAUCCCCAGAAUUGCUUUCUCAAUAUUGAUGUCCCAACAAAUGUUGUCAAUCACAAGGGAUACCAUCUAACCAGACAAGGAAAAAGUUUUAUUAAAAUGGGAUGGAGGCAAGUUACUUCUGAAAGAGAAGGAGGAAACAUUUUGUCCACAAUGACUAUGGAGACAAAUUCAACAGAAAGUACAGACGCUAGCGCUUUAAGAAAUGCACCACCAGAUCAUCUACUGCUUAAGAGACGAGUUACAAGAAUUCUAGUGGAGAAUGGUGAUACAGACUACUGUUCUCUCCAAGAAGGAUACAUAACUGUCACACCCCUUGGUGGCUUGUCUCCAGCAGAGCCAGAUGCUGUUUCAUUCUUUCAGAAUUGGCUGCCCAGUGUUGUUGAUCAUUACCCUUCCUCCGCUUUGUAGUGCCUUUAAGUUGGUCCUCCAAGUGAAAACCCAAUUCUGAUGUGACCCUAAGGUUAUCAUUGAUCAAUUUGUCAGAUGAAAGUUACAGAGAUUAGACAUUUCCUCAACAACAACAAAAACAAAAGUUUGUAGAGAUGAGACAAAUGGACUCAAGAGACCUCAAUGAGUGCCACGGAAUGGAAUUGUGCAUUUGCAUUUCAUUUCAGAUGUGGGCGUCCUCUCCCUGGUUAGAAUUCAGAUGUAUCUUUGUUUCACUUUCUGCAAGAUAUCCACUAUGACGUUUCAUAGACAUUUACUAAGAUCAUAAAAUUUGUAAUGUUACAGAAUUGCUUCAUGCCCAAUAAAGUUUUCCUAUAA